GUAUUCCCUAUAUAAAGCCCGGAUAGAAAACAUGCAAUACUUUGAGCACUUUUUGACGUGAACACAGUGUAGUUAGCGCUACUGAAAGUAUAGAGAACAGCUAGCUAGAUCAGACGUACAUGCUAAGAGCUAAGUUGCUAUAAUCAGGUGCUAUCUAAUCAACCACAGGUGGUUAACAGGCCAUACAAAAGCUUGUGCAAUAGUCAAAGAACACUGAUAAGCAUUUAAAAUGGCUGACAAAUUGCCUACAAGAUUGCAAGAUGCUCUAAUUGCUCUGGAAGAGGGAAAUACAGAUACAGCUAUCUCCAUAGUGACUGGUUUAAAGCCACAAGCUGCUAAAUUAUGUACAGAGUUAGAGCAAGUGUAUGAGAAACUGACAGAAUUGGAAGAAUCGAUUAAGAACCGAGGACACUUUUUAUCGCAUCACGUCAAAGUUCUCGGGAAAAAAGAAAGAGAACUUAAAAUCUCACAGUCCAUUUCAGAGUCCAUACAACAUACACAGCACAAGAAGUUGCAGGCUACUAAAUGGCAACUUAUGAAGGCAAGAAAUGCCCUAUUUAUGGCUAAGAAAAAGCUGACUAGAAAGGAGAACGAAUUAAGUCUCCUUGAAAAAGGAAUGGUUCCAAUUUUCUGGACUGAUACUUCUCGAGAUAAUUUGAAAGCUACUGUACAAAAGAUACAGUGUGUUGUGGACAAGCUGAACAUUGAUUGCUCACAAAAAGAGAAAACUGUUCUUGACACACAACGCAAGAUAGCUGAACUAAAGCACAAGUUUGAACUAAAGACCAAAGAAACACAAUAUCUGAGAGAGCUAUACACAUCAACAGAGAACCGGGUAGAAAGAGUCAGAGUAGUGAAGGUGUGUGUGCAGCAAGCCAUCAAGUUAUGGACGCUCUGCAAGAAAGCCUUCGAUAAUGGACACAAAAGAGAAGACGUUUUAAAAUCCAUAGCAGGACAAGCUAACGAAAUCUGUCAAUUCAAUUCGGCAGCUAUAUCAUCAUCUAGAGGCUUAAUCGAUUUGCUACAAUUUACACCGCAAUGUCUGCUAUGCUGCAAGCUCGUGCCCAACACUUACAGUACAGCAAGUUUCAAGUGUGAGCAUUGUCUAAGAAGGGACGAUACUGUACAGACGAAGGUCAAGGUUCAAUCGUUCACCUGCACAGAACACGGUUAUGUCACAGGAACUAUCAGAGUGUGUAAUCUUGCCUACGACAAGCAAGUGCUAGUACGCUAUUCGCAAAAUGGCUGGAAAAUCAGCGCUAAUAACGAGGCUUGUUACAAGUCGAGUAGCGGAGAAUUGGAUCAAUUUCAGUUUCAAAUCCCCUUCAAUAUUUCUCUCUCCCAUUAUUUAGAGUUUGCCGUAUGCUAUCGAGUAUCAGGAGGAGAGUUUUGGGAUAAUAAUGAAGGUCGGAAUUAUAGAGUUAUCUUAUGAUUUAAAAUGUUGUGUACUAUAAUAUUAUCGCACACUGUUUAUACUGUUAAUUGAUUAAUUUCAUAAUAAACAUCCUUCAAGUACAUACUCUGUUGCUAUAUAUCGUUUACUCUUGUUGCUACACACUGCGCCAGGAGUGCACUGCUGACUGUACAUGUACUGUCCAGUGCAGGAAGUAUG
Molecule: messenger RNA, 1612 nt
Organism: Halichondria panicea
Lineage: Eukaryota; Metazoa; Porifera; Demospongiae; Suberitida; Halichondriidae
Exons: 1
Coding region: 230-1432 (400 amino acids)
Biological process (GO): regulation of glycogen biosynthetic process
Cellular component (GO): protein phosphatase type 1 complex
Molecular function (GO): glycogen binding; protein phosphatase 1 binding
Source: RefSeq, a predicted model, not a curated record